AUGCGGUGGCAGGCACUUAGAAGAUUCGGUCAAAACCUGGUGCGUAGACGCAUGUUGGAGCCAGGCAUGGGCGACACCCGCCUUGCCAGAUGCCUAACCACCCUCGACUUAGUGGCCCUGGGUGUGGGCAGCACAUUAGGCGCAGGUAUGUAUGUCCUGGCUGGUGAGGUGACCAAAGAUAAAGCAGGGCCAUCCAUUGUAAUCUGCUUUUUGGUGGCUGCUUUUUCUUCUGUGUUGGCUGGACUGUGCUAUGCUGAGUUUGGUGCCCGGGUCCCCGACUCUGGUUCUGCAUAUCUCUACAGUUAUGUCACUGUAGGUGAACUCUGGGCCUUCACCACCGGCUGGAACCUCAUCCUCUCCUACGUCAUUGGUACAGCCAGUGUGGCCCGGGCUUGGAGCUCUGCUUUUGACAAUCUGAUUGGGAACCACAUCUCUGAGACUCUGAAGGGGACCAUCUCACUGCAUGUACCCCAUGUUCUCGCAGAAUAUCCAGAUUUCUUUGCUUUGGCCCUUGUGUUGCUGCUCACUGGAUUGUUGGCCAUGGGGGCGAGUGAAUCAGCCCUGGUUACCAAAGUGUUCACAGGGGCCAACCUCUUGGUUCUCGGGUUUGUCUUCAUCUCUGGCUUCCUUAUGGGAGACCCGAAGAACUGGAGGCUCACAAAAGAGGACUAUUGCUUGACCAUGGGUGGACCCAAUGACACUUGUAGCUGCGAGGCUAUGGGCUCUGGAGGUUUUAUGCCUUUUGGCGUGGAAGGGAUGCUCCGUGGCGCUGCUACCUGUUUCUAUGCCUUUGUUGGUUUUGACUGUAUUGCGACCACCGGGGAAGAGGCUCAGAAUCCACAGCGCUCCAUCCCAGUUCUUGGCCUCCUGUUCCGUGUCCUUGCUAGGGUACACAGUGGCACACGCACCCCCAUUGUGGCCACUGUGGUAUCUGGUGUUAUCGCAGCAUUCAUGGCCUUCCUCUUCGAGCUCGCUGAUCUUGUGGACCUCAUGUCGAUUGGGACUCUGCUCGCUUACUCCCUGGUUUCCAUCUGUGUUCUCAUUCUCAGAUAUCAGCCUGACCAGGAAAUGAAGAAUGGUGAGGAGGAAGUGGAAUUGCAGGAGGAGAAGACACUUGAAGCAGAGAAGCUGACUGUCCAGACCCUGUUUUGUCCAGUCAGCUCCAUCCCCAUCCCCCUUUCUGGCCGAGUUGUCUAUGUUUGCUCCUCAGUGCUUGCUCUACUACUGACUGUUCUUUGCCUGGUGCUGACAUGGUGGACAACUCCACUUAGUUCUGGAGACCCAGUGUGGGUCACAGUGGUUGUGCUGAUCCUGGGGCUCAUUCUUGGAAUUGCUGGAGUUAUCCGGAGACAGCCACAGAGCAACACCCCACUUCACUUUAAGGUGCCUGGUCUGCCUCUGCCCCCACUGGUGAGCAUCUUUGUGAAUGUUUACCUGAUGAUGCAAAUGACAGCUGGCACUUGGGCCCGAUUUGGGAUCUGGAUGUUGGUUGGAUUUGCUAUCUACUUUGGCUAUGGGAUCCAGCACAGUGUGGAAGAAGUUAAGAAUCGUCAAACCCUACCCAGACCAAGGACCCGAACUGUAGACCUUGAUCUCACCGCUUCCUGUGUUCACACCAUUUGA
Chionomys nivalis (European snow vole) is the source of this 1623-nucleotide messenger RNA. Its product is annotated as cationic amino acid transporter 3-like. Bases 1 to 1623 code for a protein of 540 amino acids. NCBI's taxonomy places the organism in Eukaryota, Metazoa, Chordata, Mammalia, Rodentia, Cricetidae. The record is from RefSeq and is a predicted model, not a curated record. Gene Ontology annotation, molecular function: amino acid transmembrane transporter activity. Gene Ontology annotation, biological process: transmembrane transport; amino acid transport. The transcript has 11 exons. Gene Ontology annotation, cellular component: plasma membrane.